UAGGAAUCGAGUAUAUUAUCGCGUUUGCGUUGGCAAUCUGUAUUCCCGACGUGGCUUUCCCACUCAUUUUCCCUCUCGGGAAAAUAAAUUCCAAACCCUUGCUCUUCUCUUUUCCAACCGAUUCCCAAUUUCUCAUUUCUCGGGUGUGAGGACUUCACGGGCAUGGACAUCUCUCUCAUCGCUGACACGGUUAAUGUGGCCACCGCGCAAGGCCUAGGCUUCGCCAAAUCCAUUCUUCGUCGUCAUUGCGUCGCCUCCCACAACAACAACCUCUCAAUCUCUGCCGUGCUUUUCGCGGUCGGCGCUCUAGCUCCUCCGACGGUCAGAUCCAAUUACUCUCGAACUGGUGCCCGGACGUUCCUCCGAAAAAAACGCCGCACGAGAAGGAGAUCCUUCGGCGGCGAGGACUCCGAGGACGGUGAAGACGACGGUUUUUUUGGCGACGGUGGAGAUGGUCCAUUCGGCGGAGGCAGUGGUGGCGGUGGCAGAGGGUGGAAUUUUGACGGAUUCGGAGGACUUAAUUGGGAUGGAUCGCCGUCACCGCCCUCUGACCCCGCUUUCGAUUUCGUUUACGAGGUCAUCUGCUGGAUUGCGCUCUCGAAUUGCGUGCACUUCGCGUUCAAGAGGAUCGUUCGGAUUCUGGCGGAUGGGAUUGGAGAUGCUGAGAGAGAGAAGGUGCCGAUGAGGUUGACAUCGGUUUGCUAAUACGGUACCGUUAUCUACUCAAUGCUCGGCAUACAAAUGAGGGAUUAUUCGGAAGUAAUUUCUGAAUUUGACUUUGGGGGAGGGGUGGCUUCUGAACUUUCUGAUAAGAUUUGUAUAUAUUGUAUAUAUUGCACAUAAUCUCAUUGACCUAUAAAUUGGUUAAUAAAAAUUGAUAUGAUUUAUUGGUAUGAUUGAUUUCGAGAACUUCAAUUUGCUGAUUGAUCAUUCACCCUGUUGUGUGUCACAUUCAAGUGGUAAAGGAGUUGGUCGCGGUGAUAUGCUUCUCCAGGUCCAAGAUUCAAAUUUUCUUAAAUGCAAAUAAUUUAUAGGCGCUGUCAGAGUAGGGAAACUUCCCUUGAAUUACCUAAGAUGCUGCAGGAUACUCCUUAUCAAGGGUCUGUCCACCUCCGGGAUUAAUCGGAACUUUUUGUUCUUGGACACCCGGUGCUGAUAAAGUGUUUCACGAACUGACUUUUUUUUCCUUUCUCUUAGCCAAGUAUUUGUAACGAAUUGGAGGUCUAGUUAACCCGGGAACAUUGAACUUUGUGGCAAUUUGCAUGUCUGAAUAGUAAAUUACUUACUGCACAAUGCGCUUUUGUAAGGGGAAAACUGAUUUUUAGAGCUUUGUGGUAAUCCAUAGAUCAAGAGAUUGAAAUA
Messenger RNA from Juglans regia (Persian walnut), 1362 nucleotides. RefSeq lists its product as uncharacterized. The record is from RefSeq and is a predicted model, not a curated record. The transcript has a single exon. The coding region runs from base 163 to 705 and encodes 180 amino acids. Lineage: Eukaryota; Viridiplantae; Streptophyta; Magnoliopsida; Fagales; Juglandaceae.